AUGAUCCCACUGGGGGCCCCGGCCGCAGUGGAUCAUGGGAACUACCUCGCUUCAGGUAAUACCAAUGGAAGUGAAUACGACGAAGAAGAGGAAGAGGAAGAGGAGAAUGAGUAUGACGAGUCAGACUCAUUCAUCGAUGCGGAAAACGACCAUCCGCCCACGAGUUCGUUCAUUGAAAGUCAAGCCCAUCGCCUCGGGAGUGGCGAUAUGUAUGAAUCGGAAUCAGAACGUUCCACUGGCACCGUUGUGGAUGAUGCUGAGGGUGGCCGCCAUCCCAUACCGAUUGGGCUCAAUUACAGAAACAGUACACCUUACUUUGACGACGAGGCUUCUGAAGAGGAGGAAGAGGAAGUGGAAGUUUCAGAUGAAUCGAACGACAGAGGGGUGGACGAUGAAGAUUCGGAUGAAUCCGACGAAGACGCAAUCCAGACUGGACCGCCUCGUCAAGCCCAUCCACAAUAUCCACAACAAUCCCCCUGGUUCCAAGCCCCCAGCGAUGCUCCAUGGCUUGCAGCGAGGCCUCCACCUGAAACAGUUCCUGACUCAUCCGAGGAAGAGGAAUCCUCGCCGCCUGUUAGGCCUGCUAGAUCCAAUGCGCGCCGUCCCGUCCAUCAUGGGACCACUGCUCACAAUGCUAUCACCCUCGAUGAUUCCGACGAAGAUCAGCCUGUCGGUCCAGUGAGAAGAGCCACACAGAGGCGACGUGCCAGAUUCUCUCCAUAUUAA
This is a messenger RNA of Penicillium samsonianum, 726 nucleotides long. Its product is annotated as Zinc finger RING/FYVE/PHD-type. The record is from RefSeq and is a predicted model, not a curated record. Lineage: Eukaryota; Fungi; Ascomycota; Eurotiomycetes; Eurotiales; Aspergillaceae. The coding region runs from base 1 to 726 and encodes 241 amino acids. The transcript has a single exon.